UGAAUUUUUUAAAACCCAAUGUUUUUUUUUUUUUUGAGUAACGGUUCGUUUUGAUUCAUAAUAGGCUUAGAAGACCAAAAUAAAAGAACACAAAAUAUCUAAAGCAAAGCCUAUAAUGUUUCAACAGAACAGAAAAAGAAAACAAAACCCAACGUAAUCCAAAAACAACUUCCAGUCCCUUCGGUUACCAGCUAUUACAAAACGGCCAAGUCCUCCAAAAUCCGGGUUGAGUUUUACUUAUGGCGUGUGAAAAUUCUCAACCCGGAAUUUUAAAGAGCAGAAGAAAAGGCUAUGGUGGUCAAUCGAAACGUUGGUCAGAAUCUGCCAUUUCCAAAGCUGUUACUGGAGCGUCUUCAACCCAGAAAAAGUCUUCAAAUCUUUUCAACCCUUCGACUGCCAUUGCAUGCGCCGCAAAGUUCCCGUCUCUUGCAAUAAAUUCGAAUCUGCAUGAGGAAAAAUUCCUUGUUAGAGCCUUCGCAUCCCAGCCUGUAUCAACAUUAAUUUUGACCCAAUUCGGAGGAGGGAGCACCCAUUUAUUCAAAUAUCUUAGUCUGGGAUGCUAUAAAAUUGACGAUAUCCACCGAAACUCCCUACCAAAGCCCCUGAUAAAGGUAACCACUCCUUCUAUGCUUUGCAUCUUUUGUUCAUGAACGAAUUUGUUGCGAGAAAACCAAAGUGCCCAAAUUGUAAUUGCAAUUUCAUCUUUCUUGUCACUGGCUGAAUUUUCAAAGAGCCAGUUUAACCAAUUAGUAAAACACAUAACUGCUACUGAA
This is a messenger RNA of Gossypium raimondii (Peruvian cotton), 773 nucleotides long. RefSeq lists its product as uncharacterized. The coding region runs from base 240 to 650 and encodes 136 amino acids. Lineage: Eukaryota; Viridiplantae; Streptophyta; Magnoliopsida; Malvales; Malvaceae. The record is from RefSeq and is a predicted model, not a curated record. The transcript has 2 exons.